Penaeus monodon (black tiger shrimp) is the source of this 1124-nucleotide messenger RNA. RefSeq lists its product as uncharacterized. The transcript is spliced from 8 exons. Lineage: Eukaryota; Metazoa; Arthropoda; Malacostraca; Decapoda; Penaeidae. The record is from RefSeq and is a predicted model, not a curated record. Bases 239 to 1030 code for a protein of 263 amino acids.
UGCGUUCAGUCUCAGUUCACGUGGCGUGCUCUCCGGUCGCCUCCGUCUAGCUCUCAGGGGCGGGCGCUCAAGUCACAGAAAUUCCGUCGGAGCUUUUGGAAUUGGAGAGAGAAGGAAAAAAGUUUUUUUUUGGUGGGGAAAGAAGUGUAAUUAGGCUUUGUUUCUCUCGUUGGAGUGUUAGUCGGGAUUUCUGCGCUCGAUCGUCGCUCGUUUCGAACAACAGACGCGGUUUUCCAUCAUGGUCAAACAGCUGCAAGUGCUCGUGUUGCUGUGCGCAUGCGCCGUCUCCUUCCAAGCCACCGUCGGGGAUGGAAGGAUCAGCCUCUAUACUGGGAGACCUAUUAACCAUUCGUCGAGACGAGGCUCCUGUUACGUCGACGGCAGAUAUUACCCGAGUGAGACGGCUAUUCCUCGCGACCACCCCUGCCAUUACUGCAUCUGUUAUCAGAGCCAGGUUACGUGUUACUGGAAGCAGUGCGCCGCCGCCCCGAAGGACUGCGCUAUCCUGCACUUCGAGAACACUUGUAACCCGUCUCUGUACAUGUGCAAGAUCCCGACGAAGGCGAAGUCGGCGCCAGAGAGAGAGUUCGGAGCGCGGCUGAACAAACUGCGCAGGCGUCGACUCAUUCGCGAAGCCACGCCCACUUCCUCCCUCCGCCUACCUGUCGACGAGCCUUUCCCGAUCCAGUUCGACGCCGACUUCGUUUCCCGAGUCGAGAGGUCGUUACGCGUGCGUCGAGCAGUCAACGGCUCCCACGACCACCAUCACGACCCGGACGACAAGUCUUGCAUGAUUCUGGGGGUCAAGUACAACCUUGGAGAGGUCAUAGGAGUUGCGUCAGACGUGUGCAUGGAGUGUCGCUGCGCCGCCGGGAGCAUGUACUGCUCUCCCAAGUGUUGCUUCCUCCCUUCGCCCUUCAGCCUGACCGCCCAGCACCACCAGGAGUUCUCCACGAGGCCCCAGGAAGCACCCGCGCCUCACCCGCUCUCCUACGUCAGGAACCAGUACACGGAGGGAACAUUUCUGUAGAAGGGGUGGUCGGUGAUUCGCCUCAUCUCUCUUGCCUGAGGUUUCCGCGCUGAAGGUUGGGGGCAGGGAAAAGGGAGGGGGGUUUGUGCAUGGG